Molecule: messenger RNA, 573 nt
Organism: Ornithodoros turicata
Lineage: Eukaryota; Metazoa; Arthropoda; Arachnida; Ixodida; Argasidae
Exons: 1
Coding region: 1-573 (190 amino acids)
Source: RefSeq, a predicted model, not a curated record
AUGUCGAUGGUCGAACGUUUUCAUGUCUACUUGGUGGGACGAAGAUUCAUAGUCAAAACCAACCAUCUACCUCUGGUGUCAAUACUCAAGAAUCCAAGCGCCAAGCUAUCAGCAGGGCUGGAACGCCUUAGCCUCAGGCUACAACAGUAUGUCUUUGACGUAGAACAUAUCCCAGGUAAAACGAACCUGGCAGAUACUUGUCGAGACAUUCACCUUCAACGAAAGAGGGGAGCCCCUCGAAGGAAGCUGUUGCCGCCGAACAGUAUGACUGUAGUCAUAGUAUGUACCGAAGGCUAUGACGUUGAAAAGGCGUACAAAGAUGAUGAACAAAUGGACUUUCUGAUGCUGAUUGCAGCCCUCCGAACACGUGACAAGAAGGUUUGCAGACAUCUGUGGAAGCACAGAAAGUUAAAGCCUUUCAACCAGAUAAAAGAAGAACUAACAGUAGCAGAGAGCAACUUGGUCCUGCGAGGACCACGCUUGGUAGUUCCCGAAAAGGCGCAGAUGGAGGUUGCACAGUUAGCCCAUCGGGGACUGUGCCCAGGGCAUGGUGAAGACCAAGAAGCUAAUUAG